This is a messenger RNA of Mangifera indica (mango), 1271 nucleotides long. Its product is annotated as ribonuclease H2 subunit A. NCBI's taxonomy places the organism in Eukaryota, Viridiplantae, Streptophyta, Magnoliopsida, Sapindales, Anacardiaceae. The transcript has 8 exons. The coding region runs from base 162 to 1061 and encodes 299 amino acids. Gene Ontology annotation, molecular function: RNA binding; RNA-DNA hybrid ribonuclease activity. The record is from RefSeq and is a predicted model, not a curated record. Gene Ontology annotation, biological process: DNA replication, removal of RNA primer; mismatch repair. Gene Ontology annotation, cellular component: ribonuclease H2 complex.
GCAUUCACAGAUAUGGGUAAUUUGAAAUGAUUCCUACGAACAAGUAUACAAAAAAAAUCGAAAAAUACGGAAACACAUAAGCCUUUCUUCUACUUUCUGGCGGGAAUAAGAAUUGGUGAAUUGAAGCCUCGAAAGCUGAGGCGCCUGAGGCAGUGAGAGUAAUGGGAUCGGAAGCAGCUCUCCCAGUCCCUGCUUGGGCAUCAAAGCCUUGCAUUAUGGGCAUCGACGAAGCUGGCCGUGGCCCCGUUUUAGGUCCUAUGGUGUAUGGAUGCUUGUACUGUGCUCGUUCCUAUCAGAAGACUCUUUCUACCUUGAACUUUGCGGAUUCGAAGACAUUAAAGGAAGAGAAGAGGGAAGAAUUAUUUGAGGAAUUGAACGCUAAUGAAUCACUUGGAUGGGCUGUGGAUGUCAUAGAUCCUAGGGAUCUUUCAGCUAAAAUGCUCAACAAAAAUAAGAUAAACCUGAAUGAAAUUUCACAUGAUUCUGCAAUUGGCUUGAUCACUAGGGUGCUAAAUGCAGGAGUUCUCCUAACUGAGGUUUAUUUGGAUACAGUGGGAGAUGCGGAGAAGUACAGAAUAAAACUGUCUGAAAGAUUUCCUUCCAUCAAAUUUGUUGUUGCGAAGAAAGCUGAUAGUCUCUAUCCAGUUGUUAGUGGUGCAAGCAUAGUUGCUAAGGUCACUAGAGAUCAAGCUUUGAGAGAAUGGAGGCUUGAGGAAACUGCUCAAGAUAUGCAAAGGAACUUUGGUUCUGGAUACCCUGGGGAUCCUGUAACCAAGGCCUGGUUGGAAGAUCACAAACACUUUGUAUUUGGAUUUCCAUCUUUGGUCCGUUUCAGCUGGACUACAUGCACUUCUUAUUCCAAAGAAAGUGUUGAAGUCUUGUGGGAAUGUGAUAAGAUGGAUGGAGAUGGUUCCAACAGUAGUAGUGGCAAGCGGCAACUAAAAUUAAGCAAUGUCGGUUUCACCUCAUCCAAAAGGAGAAGUGAAGAUAUUGAAUCAAGUGGCAAAGGACGCUGCAAGUUUUUUGAGACUCGCAAACUCGAGCAGCUAACUCAUUUCUAAGUGAAGGUUGCUUGUUUGUUGAAAAAUCUUUGCUUUCCUCCUUUGUAUUUCUUCCUAAAUUUGUGAACAAUCAAUUAUGUCUUCAUUUAAUCUCUUAUUGAUGAAGAACAUAAAGACUGGAAUAUUAGACUGCAUUUUUAACUAGAAGCACAGCAGAAUUGAAAUUUUGACUGGAUGAUAUUAAUAGAACAUAUCCACAUAUUUGAGACA